CGCCGCUCGGGGUCCUCCACCGCCCGCCCCUCGCCUUCGCCGCGGUGGGAGGAGACCGAUGGCGGGUGGAUGCGGCGGCUGAGGCCCGGCCUGGCUCGGGGGCAGCGCCUGGGAAGUGUCCGCGGCGAGAGUCCGCCCGCUGCCAUGCGGUGGCCGCUGGCCGGGCUGCUGCUGGCGCUGCUCCCCGGCGGCCCCUCAGCGCCCGCUCAGCCCCUGGCAGUGGCCGCCGGGCGGGGCCCGCGCCGGGAGCCCCGCGGUCGGACAGCGGUUGUUAAAGAUAAUCUGUGGCUUCAGAAAGAAAUGGGAUGCCUAGGAAUGGCAGGGCCCUUCCCUCUGGCCAUGUGGGCAGACAAAGCCCCUCACCAGCCCUUGACUUCUGCAGCCUCGGACAACCAGUGGAUGCAUUCGCUGUUUGCCUUGGUACCCUCGUGGCCAAAGAAGAUUUUGUUCAAACGGGAGUCAGAUCUUAACCACCAGCUGCCUGAAGAUGUUUCCAAUAUGUCAGUGUCUUCUGAAUUUGGAAUAACCCUUCAGAAAUGUGGUGUGGUGGAUGUUGAGCAUGACCCUCAAACUGCAUACAUUACACUUGUGAUUAAUAACACCAACACAUUGCUCUCAACAAACAUUACAGAUCUUAUCCUCCUGGACAACAUCACUGGUCUACGCAUUCAAAAAACCAGUGGGAAUAAGACCACAGAUGGCGUACAGAUUUAUAGGAAAAGAUUCUUGCAAGGUGGAGAACACUUUGUAAUCAACUACUCUGCACUUCUUGAUGCAAAAGAAAUGUGGGAUGGCAGGAUCUUGACCCUGCCUGCAAAGCUAACUUUCAGCAGUUCAUCACAGAAUAAAACACAUCUGGUAUCGUUGACAGCAUCGUUCACCAUAACUGAAGAAAAAAAGACCAAGAUUAUGUACAGCCAUGCCAUCACUGCUUCAGGGUUCUUCAUCGCUUUUUUCAUUUCCCUUGUAUUGACAUGUGCUGUUUUUCUCAUCAUUUACCGAACCCAAAUAUUAAAAUGGAGUUUCUGUAGUAAAAACCAGGAGAUACAGCAUGAACUCAGCCAAAAUCACAAACUGGAGCAUUCUCAGUUCAAUUCAGGUGAUCUCUUCAGUGAAGAUAUAAUUAUGAAUGACCAAAUCAUCGAUAUUCUGUCCUUUGAAGAACCUGGCAAUAUGCUUCAGGCUUUAGAAGACUUGGAGGUUGCCAGCCUGAUACGGGCAGAUGCUGAUCUGGAGGCACAACGAACACAGAUAUGUAAAGAAGUGAUUGGUAUGAUGUUGAAGAACAUGGUCUUAAGUCACAACCUCUUUCCUCAUGUGGAGAAGAAGAUAAGUUCUAUUUUCAAAAAGCGGUUUCUUGCAAUGGAGAAAGAGAUUCAAGAGGAGUAUGAAAGGAAGAUGGUGGCUUUAACAGCUGAGUGUAAUCUGGAAACCAAGAAGAAAAUGGAAGCUCAAUGCCAGAAAGCAAGAGCUGCAAAUGAAGAGGCUGAGGAAUUAAUGAAGAAAAUUAAUGAAAAGCCUGCUGUAGAAUACAGAAAUCUUCUGGAUAGACUUCACAGACUGGACCAGGACCACCUGAAGAGGUUCCUUCUGGUAAAACAGGAGGAAUAUUUUGCGAAGGCUUAUAGACAGCUGGCUGUUACCCAGAGAGAGGAGCUCCAUACUAUCUUCUUUGCACAGAUAACAAAUGCAACUUUAAAGGGAGAACUGAAGUUGGAAGCAGCUAAAACAUUAGUGGAAGGUUACUCUAAAGUACAGGGAGACGUUGAAGAGCUAAUGGAUUUUUUGCAAGCUAGCAGGAAAUACCAUCUAAAUAGAAGAUUUUCUUACAGAGAGUAUCUUAUAAGUAAGAUACAAUUAAGGGAUUCUCAUGUCUCUGCUCUUAUAAAUGCAGCAGCAACCCAGAUAUCAAGCCUCCUUAAUAAGAUGGAAAGAGCAGGUCAUCUACCUGAAAGUCAUUUGGGAAUGCUGCUGGACCGAGUUGAGACUGAAAUUAAUUUUGUUAAACAGAAAUUUGAUCACGAUUUAAAACAAGAAAAGCAAAAGCUUCGGCAGAAACUCAUUACCAAGCGAAGGCGGGAAAUGCUGCAAAAGCAGAAAGAGCAUCAGAAAGAGCAGCUGUCAUUUGGAGACCCCUUCAAAACUACUAAUGACAUCACUCACUACCUGAGACACUGGAAAGAUCUUCUGAGCGGUCACACCAUUGAAUUUGAAGAACUUAUUGAAAAACUUGACAAUGAGGCCAGUGAAGAGCUGAAAGAGCUUCUAUUUAGCCUAACAGAAAAAGCCAUUGAAGAGUUUAAACGUGUUCAGUGUGGAGUGUUUGUGCAAGAAUUGGUCAAACUCAAUGUGCCGAAGUUGUUCCUGCUAGAAGCUGUUGAGGAGCAUAAAAAAGAGAUGGCUGUUAAACAUGAACAGCUUGAAAGGGAAGAACAUGACAAGAGCAUGGCUGCUGAAGAGCUGCUUCAGUUCACCAGGCAGAAGCUAAGCCAAGAAUUGGAAACAGGCAUUUUGGAACAAAAAAAAUUAAGGAGCUGGGAACAAUCAGUAUUCAUGCAGCUCCUAAGUUUACCCCUCUCACUAUCGGAGGAGGAAUUGCUUAGAAUGAGGCAAGAGUUGCACUGCUGCUUCUCUCAGGUGGACAGCAGCUUGGCUUGGCCCAAGAUAAGAGCAAGAACCUUGCUUCAGACUUUUGAGAUGGAACAGAGGGACACAGAAAUGCUGAAAGUCGAUCAGAAUUUAGCAAUGACCAAUAAACAGCAUUCUAAAAUGGGAAAAGCAGGAUCCAGGAAUAGAAAUAAGUUAGAUAUUCUGAAGAAAUCCUUACAGGCCAAAAUUUUAAUUUUUGAAGACUUGGUGAAAGAUGAAAAUUUGAAUAAGAUUAAGAAUGAGUUGCAGCUUGAAAAAGAGCAUCACCUGUGCGAUCUGGAAAAUAAACUUGGAGAGUAUAUUGCUUCUUUAGCCUUUCAAAAGACUGUUAAAAAAUCCAAAAUGCUGGAGCUUUAUACUGCUAUCAUAAAUGUGCAAGCUAUGCUCUUUGAACAACUGAGCACAUCAAAAACCCUGUCAAAAUUGGAAUGUAUUCAGAUUUUAGAAGCUCAUAAUCCUGAGAUUGAAGAACUCGACAGGAAGCUGGAGUAUGAGAUGUUACAUAAGGACUCAGCACAACAGCAUCUAAUCAGUAGGCAGAGGUGGAUUCUGGAUGGUUUGGGACUUUCAAGUGAAGCUGUGGAAACAAAUGCGGAAAGACACGUGACAGUUUUGCUAAGACAGGCCAUGAAUAAGUGUAGGCAAUUUAUAAAUCUGUACCAGCAAAGCUUGAGAGAUGAGCAAUGGAAUUGCGUGGUGCUUGAAAAUCUCCUGGAAAAUAUAGAAAUGGAUGCAUUUUUGGCAAUUUAUAGUCAGGAGCUCCGUCUGGCAGGUUAUUUAGCUAAACUGACGAGGGUGCCAAUGGGGAUGUUGCACAGGGUCCUGAAUUGGUUGCUGCCCUCCAGCUCACAAAGUGAGGUUCUUUCUGUCCUCGAUUCCAUCAAUAAAUAUUCAGAUGGUGUUGUUGAUAGUGACAGUAAUGCAGAUGAGUCUGGCAGCUGUAAAAAAAGGAAGAACCAAGAGUUGUGGCAAGCACGGGAGAAAAAAGUAAGGCAAGACCUGAUAAACAGAAGUUUAGAAAAGAUCCCUUCUCUAAAAAACAGGAAAGACAGCUGGAUAAAGAAGAAGCAAUGUGGUCUCUUGGAAAAAGCAGCAUUUGUUCAUCUUGGAUGUUCACCUACACAUCCUCCUAUGGAACAGUCUGAUCCACCUGUUUCUGUGAACACUGCAACUAAGGAAGCCAUCGAGUUGUUAGAUACAGGGGAGAAGAUAUUUUUGUUCCGUGAGCCAAGUGAUCCAAUACUUGCUUUGCAUAAUUCUCCAAGGAAAAAGAAAAAGAACUUUCUUAAUUCUAAAAAGGCUGCUCGUGUAAACAUGGACUUAUGAGGGCAAAUUUCAUUUUGAGUAUCAAUUAGGAAAGAGGCAGUUAUUUAAAAUUCAGUAAAAUAAUGAGAAAGAAUGAAGUGUGUGGUUCAAAUAACAUGUGUUGUUUUAAUCUGAUUGGUCUGGCAUUGGAAAUAGCUGUAAUUUUAGAGUGGCACAGUUAGUAAUGUGCAUUGUGCAUUUUUUAAUUCUUGUCAGCAUUUGAUGCACUAGAUGAAAUAUGGGUGUUUUAUGAUGCACAUUCUGGCAGGCAGGACUCAGUGAUCCUUCAGUAUGUUUUGGUCAUUUUUGCACUGAUUUUACUGUAGCUGUAUUUUCAUAAUUUAUAUAGACAGGUUAUUUAUUAUAUAACAGGUACUGAUUUACUAUUCUUGUAUUUAUAUACUUUUGUAAUAAGCUGCAGUGUAGCAGAUGACAUGAAGAGAUUAAGUGGAUGAACUACAAGGCCUCUGUUCUCUGAUUUUAUGUUAUUCUAGCUAAUUUGCUGUUUAAUAUUGUGUUCUUAAUAGGCUUUGAAUGUUACUUUUGCAGUCUCUGUUCUACAGUGAUAGCUGGUAGUCCAGAUUUUCAGCAUUUACUUAUGUACUUAGCCUUAUAUCCUGGAGUAACUUCAGCUUUUCACUGUUGUUUCUAAACUUAACUUCAGUUGAACUGUGAAUGUGGCUACAGCUCAAAACUGUGUUAAAUAUUUACAACCUGUUGCAGUCUUUUUCUUGGUGCACCAGUAUCACCACAUUUCCUUAGCAGAAAAGAGGAAAAUGUAAAUGGGCGUAUAAUGCCUUCAAAAGUUUUUAUGAUUGCAAUGCUGCCCAUUGUCACAAUUUGGGUGGGUAUUUUUGAAGUUCUUAUUCCUGAAUUUCCCUAAAUUGAUGAGAAUAUCUUUUUACAUUUCAAAAUGAGUUAAUUUUUAAAUCUUUCUGGUUGAAUGAAAGAAGCCUGUAAGUAUAAACCCUAAAAAGAAGAACAGGAAAAUUCUAAUUAAAAGAACCACGUAUAUUUGUUAAUAUUUCAUGAUAUUCAAGCUUGUUUUGAUUUUUUUUAAAACCGUAUUUGAGUGCUAUUCUCUGAGGGUACUGUGAUCAUAUAUUCUGUAAUUUUUCAUGUACAGAUCUUCUAUGUCUUUGUAUUAAUAGGAUACCAUGUCAUUUUAAAAAUUAAAAUGUUAUAAAGUUUGUGUGUCUGCAGUUGACAUCUAUUCCAAGUGGAAUAAACCAGUUUUUUCCCCCACUUCUGUGUCAAGUUUAAAUAUGCAUCCCACAGUAAACAACAAUUAGUGUUUCCUAUCAGUAUUAGCAUUAGAAAAUGAAUGCAGUAAUUAAACUGAUAAUUCUAAUUAUUUUUUGAUUGCCUUCUUCAGUUUUUCCAUAGAAGUCUUUACUCCUCCUUUACAGAAGGAAGAGUCUGUCAAGGUUGUGGGAUUUCAGUUGCUGUGUUUUAAUGUGUCCAGUAUAUCAUCCCCAA
Molecule: messenger RNA, 5433 nt
Organism: Chiroxiphia lanceolata (lance-tailed manakin)
Lineage: Eukaryota; Metazoa; Chordata; Aves; Passeriformes; Pipridae
Gene: EVC2
Product: EvC ciliary complex subunit 2
Exons: 22
Coding region: 70-3975 (1301 amino acids)
Biological process (GO): smoothened signaling pathway
Cellular component (GO): plasma membrane protein complex; ciliary membrane
Source: RefSeq, a predicted model, not a curated record